Trifolium pratense (red clover) is the source of this 2205-nucleotide messenger RNA. RefSeq names its product protein RRP6-like 2. The record is from RefSeq and is a predicted model, not a curated record. Lineage: Eukaryota; Viridiplantae; Streptophyta; Magnoliopsida; Fabales; Fabaceae. Gene Ontology annotation, cellular component: nuclear exosome (RNase complex); nucleolus. The coding region runs from base 192 to 2132 and encodes 646 amino acids. Gene Ontology annotation, molecular function: nucleic acid binding; 3'-5'-RNA exonuclease activity; nucleotide binding. The transcript is spliced from 14 exons. Gene Ontology annotation, biological process: poly(A)-dependent snoRNA 3'-end processing; histone mRNA catabolic process; nuclear polyadenylation-dependent CUT catabolic process.
GAUUUGUUGACGACAUAUACGAAUUUUGCCGCUUGCUCACAUUAAAGUAGUUCCCUCAAAAUGCUCGCAGAGUAGCGUCACUGCGUCAGUGAUAGUGAGUGUUCCCAAUUUUCCAUUCACCAUCAUUUCCCAACCCAUUUCAUUCCAUUCACCAAAUUCCCAAAAACCCUAACCCUAAAACCCCUUUCAAUAUGGACUUCAAUCACUACCUCUCCGAGCUUUCCACUUCCAUCCAAUCAAUUCCUUCCUCCGACGACUUCCGUUUCAACUACAACAUCCCCGAAUUCCGUCGCCUCAUCGACGAACUCACCAGAAAAUCCCAAUCAAUGUUGAACAAAAUCGGUUCCUCCGAUCACAUUUGGGGUCCAGGUUCAUCUUUCCCUGCUGACAUCGACGAUGCUUAUGAAUGGAUUGUUAAUGCAAACGACGACGUUUUGGAACUUGUUAAUGAGGUUGUGGAUGAGUUUCAUAAGGUUUUGAAGGAGCAAGAUAUGGAAGAAGGGGAAGAUGGGUUUUUUAAGAUUAAGAAGGGGAAGAAAGGGAUUGGUUAUUUUGGUGAUGAUGGGAAUGAAAUGAAACCGAAAGUUUCGUUUCAUGUUCAUACUCUUAGGAAGCCUCAGUAUCAUUAUAAUCUUGCUGUUGAUAAUUCGAAUCAGCCUUUUGAACAUGUCUGGUUGGAGAAAAGUGAAGAUGGUGAAAGGUUUAUACAUCCACUGGAGAAACUCUCUGUUUUAGAUUUUGUUGAUAAAGAUAUUGAGAAUCUUGUACCACUGAAGCCUCCCCCAAUGGAAUGCACACCUUUCAAGCUUGUGGAAGAAGUCAAUGGAUUGAAGGAGUUGGCUGCUAAGCUGAGUUCCGUUAAUGAAUUUGCGGUGGAUUUGGAACAUAAUCAAUAUCGGUCUUUUCAAGGUUUGACUUGCUUGAUACAAAUAUCAACCCGGACUGAAGAUUUUAUUGUCGAUACUCUGAAGCUCCGUGAUCAUGUUGGGACACACCUGAGGGAAGUUUUCAAGGACCCUACCAAGAAAAAGGUCUUGCAUGGAGCAGAUCGAGACAUUGUGUGGCUACAACGGGAUUUUGGCAUUUAUGUCUGUAAUAUGUUUGACACUGGGCAGGCUUCAAGGGUGUUAAAAAUGGAGAGAUAUAGUUUGCAACAUCUUUUACAACACUUUUGUGGGGUUACAGCAAACAAAGAGUACCAGAAUGCAGACUGGAGAGCGCGCCCUCUUCCUGAUGUGAUGAUAAAAUAUGGAAGAGAAGAUACCCACUAUCUGCUUUAUAUAUAUGAUUUAAUGAGAAUCAAGCUAUUUGAACUGUCUAAGGAGUCUGAAAGUCCCGAUGAUCCUCUGUUGGACGUUUACAAGCGAAGUUAUAAUGUUUGCAUGCAGCUGUACGAGAAAGAGCUUUUGACUGACAACUCCUACCUUAAUUUAAAGGGGUUGCGAAGGGCUGGUUUUAAUGGUCAGCAGCUUGCCGUUGUUUCAGGGCUUUAUGAAUGGCGUGAUGUUCUUGCUCGGGCAGAGGAUGAGAGUACUGGGUAUAUAUUGCCAAAUAAAGUUAUUCUUGAAAUUGCUAAGCAUAUGCCCGUCACUGCAAGCAAUCUACGGCGAUUGAUAGCGGAGAGGUCAAGGCUCCCAUAUGUUGAGCGCAAUCAUGAUAUUGUUGUUAACAUUGUCAGACAUUCUAUGCAAAAUGCUGAAGCCUUUGAAGAAGCCGCACUUCGUUUGAAAGAAGAACAGGCUGCCUUUGAAGAAGCUGCACUUCGUUUGAAAGAAGAACAGGCAGCGAGUGUGUCAAAUGUAGCAUCUGUUAAGGAUGGAACUGAAGCUCCCCAAUCUCAUUCCUCAAACUCAAAGGAUGAAUGUGCAGCAAAUGGAAGCAUUGGAAUUGAAAAUGGCACUAUUGCCUCUACAUUGAAGGAAAAUGGAGCAAAUACUGGUGCUUGCGAAGCAACGCUGCUUGGCAAUUCAGUUUCAGAAGAGAAUGGUUUUCCUGACAAAAAGGGCAAGAAAGACAUCAAGGUAGAACAGAUUGGAUCAUCAGUCAAUCUUCCAUGCCAUUCAAUUUUGGGCAACAAUGCGAAGUGUACCAUAACAGUAGACUUGGAUUCUGACUCCGACGAUAUGAUGUAGAGUAACUGCAACAAUCUCCUUAGGGAAAUUUAUUUUUUGUCCACUUCAGUAAAAGGAAAAUGAAGUUGAACAC